Messenger RNA from Heteronotia binoei (common prickly gecko), 895 nucleotides. It is a transcript of the gene MREG, whose product is annotated as melanoregulin. The transcript has 5 exons. Lineage: Eukaryota; Metazoa; Chordata; Lepidosauria; Squamata; Gekkonidae. The record is from RefSeq and is a predicted model, not a curated record. Gene Ontology annotation, cellular component: melanosome. The coding region runs from base 75 to 776 and encodes 233 amino acids. Gene Ontology annotation, biological process: melanosome transport.
UUUUUAUUACUUUUUAAAAAUAUAUGUUGGCCUUCAUUCUAUCUUAACUCUUGGAAGAGCGAACGAGACCAGAGAUGGAUUUCUGGUGCAAAGUUUGCUGUUGCUGCUGCUAUAGAGAGGACGAGCUGGAGAAGAAUCCACUGGUCGUUGGCGACACCCUUCAGUACUUCAACAAGCUACAGAAGCGCCGACGCUCAGAGGCCAUCAACUUGUGGAGUGAGCCUGCCGACAGCACCCACAUGGAACGGGACGAUGACCACGAGCUCUAUAUGCUGCUGCAGAAGAGGUCCAAAAUGCGCCGGGGGUCAGAGGGCUACCGACGUGUGAGUGUUGACAUUAGCGCCCAUCGGCAGAUCCGUCGGAAGGUGAAGGACCGCUGGAAGCAAGUUCUGGAAGCUUUAGGAUUCAAAGCUGAAGCAGACGGGCUUUUGGCGAUCACCUCCAGCACCUCAUACGAAUCCCUUCGUAACCCCCAAGAAGCUCGCCGGCUCCUCAAUGCCUUGGCUGAGCAGACGACCAUUUUCGAUCGUCACCGAGGAGGCCCACCAGAGAGAUACCUCUUUGUCCUGGACCGGCUGCUUCUCCUAGAUGUGGGAGAAGAUUUCCUGUCAGCGGCUCGCCACUUCUACCCGGUGGAAGAGGAACACGAGGGCGGAUCUUCCAGCAGCGAAGGGCCUUCUAGCCCAGAUCCUAUCUUGGUCAAACUGAAUAGUGAUGCUCAAGAGGAGGAAGAGGAGGAGGAGGAAGAUGAGGAGGAGGUCAACGAAACAGAUUAGGAAGGCGUCGGAGGAGGAGGCUGGAGAAAAAGUUGUACAAACUUUAAUGUCUGAAUGGAAGAGCUCAGGAAGGUGAUGUCUUGGGAGCUCCCACAGACUCGUGGUUGCAGGUGCCCUAA